AUGGCAACCGCUGGGGAAGCACGAGGCUAUCGGCCUCUUGACGGCAAGCUUGCCCUUGUAACAGGAGCGUCACGAGGUAUCGGUGCUGCGAUAGCCCGCAACCUAGCCUCCAAAGGCUGCUCCCUAAUUCUAAACUACACCUCCGAGUCCUCAGCUGCAUUGUGCAACACCCUCUCCUCAACCCUCACCUCGACGCACGGAGUCCGAUGCCUAGUAGUGCAAGCAGACAUGGGCACCCCCACCGGCGGCGCCCACAUAAUCAACACGAGCAAAGAGCACUUCGCGGACCCAAAAACCGGAACUUUCCAACUCGAUAUCCUAAUCAACAAUGCAGGCGUGUCGUGCAAUACCGAGCUCGCCGGAAUCACAGUUGAGGAUUUCGACUGGCAGUAUAGAAUCAACGUCCUAGGUCCCCUUCUGCUAAUGCAAGCCGCGCUCCCGUACCUCCCACACGACCGCAGCGGCAGGAUCGUGAACCUGAGUUCCGUAUCCAGCUCCCUCGGCUUCGUAGGACAGUCUGUAUAUGGCGGAACAAAAGCGGCGUUAGAGGCGAUGACUAGGACAUGGGCGAGGGAGUUAGUCGAGAGAGCUACGGUCAAUGCUGUUAACCCCGGGCCCGUGAAGACUGAUAUGUGGUUUGGUACCACGCCGGAGUUUCAGAAGCUCCUAAAGCCUUGUAUUGAGGCCACGCCGGGCUCGAGAAUUAGACCUGAGAUAGAUGAUAAGGAUCUGGUGGAGAGUGCUGACAGGGCUGGCGGGAGGCCCGCAUAUCCGGAGGAGAUUGCGGGGGUUGUAGGGAUGUUGUGUACGGAGGAUAGUAGGUGGUGUACUGGGCAGGUUGUUUGUGCCAAUGGGGGGAUGAGAAUGUCUAUUUGA
This is a messenger RNA of Venustampulla echinocandica, 876 nucleotides long. RefSeq lists its product as uncharacterized. The transcript is spliced from 2 exons. NCBI's taxonomy places the organism in Eukaryota, Fungi, Ascomycota, Leotiomycetes, Helotiales, Pleuroascaceae. The record is from RefSeq and is a predicted model, not a curated record. The coding region runs from base 1 to 876 and encodes 291 amino acids. Gene Ontology annotation, molecular function: oxidoreductase activity, acting on the CH-OH group of donors, NAD or NADP as acceptor.